GUUGCAAUGCGUUGAAUUUCUCGGCAUCGUUUGUCAGUGCAUACCGUGUAUACUCCUCUGUGAAGCAAAACAUCAAAUUCUGUCUAACAAAAAGAAAACACAACAAAACAUACACUUCGCUUGUAACGAUGUCUGAUGGGACCUGGGAUCAAAUACAGGAGAUUAAAAUCAAGCGGAAUAGUUUACGCGAAAAGCUCGAAAAACGGAAAAAGGAACGCCAAGACAUUUUAUUGGGAUCCACAAAUUUAGCCGCUGCAUCGAGUUUUAUCAAGUCUGAAUCGUCUGGUUCGGAGGAUAAAAAGCCGGUCCUGUCGAAUAUAAAACAUGAGAUCGAUGCAGAUCCGGAGGUGGAGCGUCAACUGCUUCAAAUUCUGUCCGACAAUGCUUUAACACUACCGAUUAGUUCCAAGCAAUUGGCACAGCGGAUGAAUUUGCUUCGCUUUAAGCCGGUCAAUCAGGACAUUUUGUAUUAUUUCCUGCAGAAACUGGUGGCACAAUCUCACAUCAGCAUCAACAACAUCAACAGUAGCACUGAAUCUGGCUACGAGGUGACAUUAGUUGAUCACAGCCGGGUUCAAUCUCUAUUCAAUGACAUAGUCGAAGAAACUGAGGCAACGGUGAAGAGUGAAGAUAUUUUGAAACGAAAACUUGACGAUGAUUCCGACGAAGGAAGCGGUUCGAAAUUUUCGAAAAAUCUGUCGAAUACAGACAAAAAGGUAUCACUCACCAAAGACACGUCGAACAACAACUCGGACAUUAUGUCCCUUUUAUCGAUGCCAUCGACACGAGAAAAGCACAACAAACAGGUUGGUGAAGAGAUUUUGGAACUGCUUUCAAAACCAACGGCUAAGGAGCGCUCGUUAGCUGAAAAAUUCAAGUCUCAAGGUGGUGCGCAGGUCAUGGAAUUUUGUCCUCACGGUACUCGCAUCGAAUGUCUGCGGGCUCAACAAGCAACGGAGGAACUGCAAUCGGUUAAAAAGGCUGACGAUCAAACAGUAUUAAUCAAAUUAGAAGAAAGCGCAGAGCCGGUCGUGGUUGAUUCAAUGAAAUGCAACAAAUUGCAUUUCAAGAAGAUCAUCCAGUCGCACACAGACGAAUCGUUGGGUGACUGUAGUUUCUUGAACACAUGCUUUCACAUGGACUCGUGCAAAUACGUCCACUACGAAGUGGACACUCUAUUGACUUCAGAAGGUUGCAAGGCUGACAACAACAAAAACAAUCGAUGCAUUGCUCUGCCCAAACUGAAAACAAUCGAUCCGGCCGCAAAACUAGACCCACCGCAAUGGAUACAAUGCGAUUUGAGAUUUUUAGACAUGACGGUGUUGGGAAAGUUUGCCGUUAUUAUGGCUGAUCCUCCGUGGGAUAUUCACAUGGAACUACCUUACGGUACAAUGUCCGACGAUGAAAUGCGACAACUUGGUGUACCCGCUUUGCAAGACGAUGGUUUGAUUUUUCUAUGGGUCACCGGAAGAGCCAUGGAACUUGGCCGAGAAUGCCUAAAAUUGUGGGGUUACGAGAGAUUCGACGAACUAAUUUGGGUGAAAACAAACCAAUUGCAACGCAUCAUUCGUACGGGUCGAACGGGUCACUGGUUGAAUCAUGGCAAAGAACACUGUUUGGUCGGUACGAAAGGCAAUCCACAGAAUUUGAACCGUGGCCUAGACUGUGAUGUUAUUGUCGCUGAAGUAAGAGCGACAAGUCAUAAGCCAGACGAAAUCUAUGGAAUCAUUGAACGCUUGAGCCCCGGAACGCGAAAAAUUGAAUUAUUUGGUCGACCGCACAACGUGCAACCGAAUUGGAUUACGUUGGGAAACCAGUUGGAUGGGAUCCGGCUAGUAGAUCCAGAAUUGAUUGCGCAGUUCCAAAAACGGUAUCCUGACGGAAAUUGUAUGGCUCCGUCACAGGUUGCCGCCAAGCCACCAGCGUAAGAAAAUGGGAAGUAGUAUGGACGCUGCUGAAUACCAAACUAAAUUUUUUCUUAGUUUAAAUCGAUUUCCAUGCAAAAUGUCCCCUCUCAAUUGUAAAAUAAAUCUUUUUUUUUUCAAACGGA
This is a messenger RNA of Bradysia coprophila, 2050 nucleotides long. RefSeq names its product methyltransferase like 3 (gene Mettl3). NCBI's taxonomy places the organism in Eukaryota, Metazoa, Arthropoda, Insecta, Diptera, Sciaridae. Gene Ontology annotation, cellular component: RNA N6-methyladenosine methyltransferase complex; nucleus. The record is from RefSeq and is a predicted model, not a curated record. Gene Ontology annotation, biological process: mRNA modification; RNA methylation. Gene Ontology annotation, molecular function: mRNA m(6)A methyltransferase activity.